Messenger RNA from Pelmatolapia mariae (spotted tilapia), 2076 nucleotides. RefSeq names its product nucleotide binding protein 2 (MinD homolog, E. coli) (gene nubp2). Gene Ontology annotation, biological process: iron-sulfur cluster assembly. The record is from RefSeq and is a predicted model, not a curated record. Gene Ontology annotation, cellular component: cytosol. The coding region runs from base 45 to 869 and encodes 274 amino acids. NCBI's taxonomy places the organism in Eukaryota, Metazoa, Chordata, Actinopteri, Cichliformes, Cichlidae. Gene Ontology annotation, molecular function: ATP-dependent FeS chaperone activity; ATP binding; 4 iron, 4 sulfur cluster binding. The transcript has 7 exons.
GCUGCGUGACUAUAUCGGAAGUUGAUGCCUCCUGUUCUGUGUGCAUGUUUGAGAUCCAAAAUAUGGAAGAAAUUAAUGAUGGAAACUUGGCCCAGGUCCGACACGUUGUGUUGGUUCUGUCAGGGAAAGGAGGAGUGGGAAAGAGCACCAUCACCACAGAGCUGGCCCUGGCCCUGAAGCAUGCUGGGAAGAAGGUUGGCAUCCUCGAUGUUGACCUCUGUGGACCAAGCAUUCCUCGUAUGCUGAGUAUGGGCCGGCCCGAUGUGCACCAGUGUGACUCGGGUUGGGUGCCGGUAUACACUGACGCCCAGAAGAGCUUGGCCCUUAUGUCUAUUGGCUUUCUAUUGGAGGACCCAGAUGAAGCUGUGGUGUGGAGGGGUCCCAAGAAAACAGCUUUGAUUGGUCAGUUUGUGUCAGAUGUAGCUUGGGGAGAGCUGGAUGUGCUGCUGGUGGACACACCGCCCGGGACAUCAGAUGAGCAUUUGGCCGUACUGGAAAACCUUAAGAAGCACAGAGUGGAUGGAGCCAUUUUGGUCACCACCCCUCAGGCAGUAUCUACAGGUGAUGUGAGAAGAGAGAUCACCUUCUGCAAGAAGACAGGUGUACGGAUCCUGGGCAUCGUAGAGAACAUGAGUGGAUUUGUUUGUCCACACUGCUCUGAGUGCAGUAAUGUAUUCUCAAAGGGCGGUGGUGAAGAGUUGGCCAAAAUGACUGGGUCUAUGUUUCUAGGUUCUGUGCCAUUGGAUCCUCUUCUCAGCGCCAGUAUAGAGGAGGGCAGAGACUUCGCACAGUCAUUUCCUGACAGUGCCACCUUCAGUGCCAUUAGCAGUAUUUCUCAGACUUUGCUCAACAGCCUACAAACUGACUGAGACAGAUUUUGCAUAUUUGUGCUGUGAAAACUACAUGAGAAGUGUUGACUUCCUGUCUUUUUUAGUUCCAGCCUUAUGUAACCAUUUACUGAUCAUGCUAGUAGUAUCCGUUAUCUCUGCUGCACAGCAGACUUUGUGCAUAUCCGUCUGCUGAAGCUGCACUUGUUGUGGUUUGAAGAUUGUCGGCUCUGAGCGCGGAACAAAACAUAAAGAGAUAACUACUGUUAACAACUCAGCUGACCUUUCUUUGUAUGUUGUUCUGUAAUACGAUGGUAAGCUGUGCUGCCCAAGAGAGGCUUUAAACGACAGUAAAAUAUGGAGUACUGAAAACGCUACAGUCUGUGUGUUUGGACGCAAGUCAAAUCUAAGUUGGAAUCUUCUUUAAUUCAAUUGUGAAAACAUUCACGUCGACACAUCAGGAUAAAUUCAAUACCAGUGAUAAUACAGGUUUGUCGAUUGGUGCUUCGGUAAAAUGCGUCAGCAGCAGUGCCAUUUUCAGAAAACAGACUCCAGAUCAAAUUGGUCAAGUCCAUGUAGGAAACUAGGUCGAAUCUUGCAUACUAAUCUCCCCGUUACGUCCUACAACACAUCUCCCAAACACCAUUAAACCCUCAUUUUUUGCAAUGAUAUAUUAUUUGCAUCAUAAAUCUUGAUUCUUGAUCUGGAUCAUAAUCUUCUGAAACCAGCCUGCGCUUCAGGUUCAUAUUCCAACAGCAACAAAACACUAAAACCCAUGCAGGAUUCUUACGGCUGGAAUGUGGAAGAGAUGAAGUACAUCCACGGAUGAGGGGAGGAGAAGGGGGCAGGUGAAUAAGAUGGAGAGGAGAUGAAAUGUGGAAAUUACACUUGUGAGACCCCAACACAGGGCACACACACCUUUAAUGCAAACAGCAGUACUACAGGAAAAACACUGAAGUUUGAGAAUGUUCGCGUAAUGAUUAGAAUACAGCUACACAUAAAACUCCCACUCCACCAGCAACAUACUAAAGGCAAUCUUAAUUAUUAAACCAAGAAUUACAUCCAGAGGAAUUCCAACCACUUAUCACGAUUAACCCACAGUGCAUUAAAUCUAUCUAUAUAGAUAUUUAUAUGUCUAUAUAUUUAUAUAUGUAUAUGUCCUGGGGAAUUAAGAGACUUUUGCUGCAUUAAACAGUUCAAAGAACAAUUUCUUAUAAAUAAAAUCAGUGGAAAAAAAAAAAAAAAAAAA